ACGCAUUGAUUAAAGAAGUGCUAAUUGAAGAAAGAGCUGGCGCUAACAGCUUUGUUAAAGAUUCUUACAGCAUAAAAUGGACUUUCGCUAAUGAACUGGAUCUAAUUUUUGUGGUAAAUGUCAAAUGCAAAAAAGAACUUUUGGCGACCAUAAAAAAAUUCUUCUGCGAAAAAUUUGCAGAAUUUAUUCGAGAUACAACUAGACUUCAUAAAUACGCUUUUGAUGAUGAUUUCGACUCGAUUCUAAGUACACUCGAAGAAAAAAACGCCAAGCCACCUAUUAACCCAACAAUCAGCGAGGAAGAAAUUGCACGUAAUAUUGAGGCAGUUCGUGGUGGAGGAAAGCCUAUUCGAGGCCGUGGCAAUCGAAAUAAAAAAUCGGGAAAUACUAGAUCAGCUCCAAAUGAAGAAAUGGAAAGUCUUGAUUAUAGUAGUCCAAAUGAAAAUAUUGAUACGACAUCAGCUAUACGUCAGAAUCUUGUUGAUGAAAAUAAUUUAGGACAUCGCUCUCAAGAUGGGUCUAGAAUUUUUUCAUUUUUCCAAAACAUCACCGGUCAAAAGGAGAUCACAGAAGAAGAUCUUACUCUUGUGUUGGCAAACAUGAAAGAACAUUUAAUUAAAAAGAAUGUUGCGGCUGAUAUCGCUACGCAUUUGUGUGAUUCAGUCUCAAGAACUCUUGUAGGUCAAAAAAUUGGAACAAUUCGGUCAACUGUGAAGCAAUCCAUGGAAUCAGCGGUAAAACGUAUUUUGACUCCAAAGACAUCCGUGGAUUUGUUACGUGAUAUUUCGCAAGCUCAAUCUGAAUCACGUCCCUACACUAUUUGCUUUAUUGGUGUGAAUGGUGUUGGCUGCGAUACUUUUAGGUCUGGUUCUGUGGAACAAUUGAAAGUACAUGUUAGAAAUUUAAACACUUUAGGGCAAAAUUCGGUUGUUGAAUUAUAUGAACGCGGGUAUGGAAAAGAUGCUGCAGGAAUCGCCAAAGAUGCCAUUAAUUUCGCUAAGGCAAAUGGAUUUGAUGUUGUAUUGAUUGAUACUGCCGGUCGUAUGCAGGACAAUGAGCCGUUAAUGCGUGCUCUGGCUAAGUUAGUAACAGUAAAUAACCCGGAUAAAAUAAUAUUUGUUGGUGAAGCACUAGUUGGUAACGAAGCAGUUGAUCAGCUUACGAAAUUCAAUCAGGCUUUGAAAGAUUUUUCAGGAUUACAAAAUCCAAGGCAUAUUGAUGGAAUUAUAUUAACUAAAUUUGAUACAAUUGAUGAUAAGUGGACCUGCAACAUUUGUGUUUUCGACGACAGCGGAUGUUCUUACAUACCUUUGAAUUGGAGACUAAAAUUCCAUCCUAACGGCAAUAGUGAAAGUUCCCAAAACAGCAUCAGCUGUUAUCUAGAAACUAUAUUUCCGAUUGACGCACAACCUUCUUCAAGAAUUAACGUGAAUUUUUAUAUUGGUUUUUAUGUUCCUGUUCAACAAGGGGAAAACCGGGUCUUGAGAUUAGUAAAACGUCGUAGUGAACGUCAUGAAUUUUUGAAGGUAAAACCGGCUUGGGGAUGGCCAAGUUUUUGUUCAAAAGCGGUUCUAAACUGUGAAGGAAAUAACAAUGCUAAUAGUACAGAAGAACCUGAAAUACUAUUACCAGAGAUGAUUCAGCGAACAGGAAGUGUUUUAGAAGAUGAUACUCUUGUUGUUCAUGUUGUGAUAAUCACGCCAAAUCCAUCCGGUGUGCCAGACGAAUUAGAGGAAUCGAUGGCACGAUUAACAUUAAAUUCACGAACAGCUUGGACAGCGUUUUCACAGACUUUAAAUACACCAAAUUUUAGUGAUAUCAAAUUCUUGGUUGAAGGACGAACAAUUCUUGCACAUCAGGUUAUAUUGGCGGAAAGAUCUCAUUACUUCAAGACAUUGAUAAAAAAUGACUGGACACAAGAAAUUAAAGAAUCAAAGCCAGUGCAUAUUCAGGAUGUAGAUUAUAAUACAUUUUAUUAUGUUUUACAUUACUUAUAUUCUGGUACUUUACUAGAAAUUACGGGAGACACGGUUUCCACUAAAAUUACACAGCUUAAAAAAAUAUUCAUCGACGCGGAAAUGCGUAAAACACUUGAAGUAGACGCAAUACAUGAGCUUGUUGAAGUUGUCAUUUCGGAAUUAAUUAACUUGAUAAAUAUGAACACUUGGGAUAAUCUGCUUUUAUUCGCUUGGGAACGUGACCUUGUGCGUUUACGGAAAGCAGUUUACCGGUUUGCUAAACGAAACUGGAUUGAGCUUCGUGAAAGUGAAUCUUUUAAGAAUAUACUACGAGACGCAAACGUCGAUGUGGUAGAAGAUCUCAUUACAUCGGUCAAGACAUGA
This is a messenger RNA of Racocetra fulgida, 2342 nucleotides long. The record is from the annotation of a GenBank genome assembly. Lineage: Eukaryota; Fungi; Glomeromycota; Glomeromycetes; Diversisporales; Gigasporaceae.